CUAAUUAUAUAUUUAUUUUCAUGAAGCCUUAAUUUGCUUUAAGUCGGUUGUGUUAGCACGAAAAGAUUUGAUUGCAAAAUAAAUAAACAGUAGGUUAUUAACAGUAGAAUUGUAAAUGGUCUAAAACUCUAAAUUUAGGUUUUAUUAUAAAUACAAGGUUUGAGGAGAACUCUAGUCUUUGGUUGGCCGCUUUCUUUUAUUAGCUUCUCUUCUUCCCAGCCAACCUUUUGGUGUAAACGAUUUUUCUUAUUCAACUGUGAUGGAGUCAGACCCUUCUAACAAACCAAAUGCCCCCAGAAAGAUGAGAUUUGCACCAAAAGCUCCGCCUCUGCGUGUACCAAAGGCUGAAGUCAAAACUGAAGUUGAAAAUGCUGAGACUGCCAGUGCCCAGGCCAGGGAUUUGCUGCGACGUUUCAAUGAAAAUCAAGGUAACAUGAAGACAAAACCAAAAUUUGAAAAAAAAGUUGCAUCUUCACAAAUUGCAUUUGGUUACGGGGGUGGAUCAACUUCUAUAAAAUCAUAUGGUGUUCCCAAAGGUGGGGGUAGCAGUAACAGAGCUGGGCUUAAUGGUCUAACGGAGGAGAAAGAAUACAAGGAACCAUGGGACUAUUACAGUUAUUAUCCUGUAACUCUUCCCCUGAGGAGACCAUAUUCAGGAAGUCCAGAGCUUCUUGAUGAGGAGGAAUUUGGUGACACUUCAGAAACCAUGGAUUAUGAUGAAAGUUCAAUGAAGCCAGCUGAAGAACUUGGUCUAAUGGAGGAGAAUCUGGAAGCAAGCAUGUUUUUUCUUCAGUUACCACCAACUAUGCCUAUGAAAAAGCGAUCAACAACAGGAGAAGGCCAGGAGGCAACUGGAAGCUCAAAGCCACAUGGGGGUAAAAGAACUAUGGAGAAGACGUGUAGUUUGGAUGAGUUACCAGCAGGUUUUAUGGGUAAAAUGCUAGUAUACAAGAGUGGUGCUGUCAAGCUGAAGCUGGGUGAUACCCUUUAUGAUGUUACCCCAGGUUUGGAUUGUAUGUUUGCCCAGGAUGUUGUAGCUAUUAAUAAGGCAGAGAAGUAUUGCUGCAUUGUUGGGGAGCUCGAUAAGCGUGCCAUCUUGACUCCAGAUGUGGAUUCCGUUUUAAGUGGUUUUGCUGAUAUGUGAUGGUAUUUGUUCAUGUACUUUAUAGUAUUGGUUUAUAUUGUGGGGAGGUGAGGAAGCAUAGAAUAUAGCUUACAAUUUUGUUACAUUCUUCUUUAGGAACAAUAGAGAAUAAAGGUGGGAGGUUGCAACAGGAUCUUUUGGAUACCUUUUAGUGGGAAAAAAAAAAAAAAAUCUUAUUUAUUGAACAAAUAAACGAAUAGGAAAAUUUUCUCAAGUUUAGCAAUUGCUAAAACAUGUAAAAUCAUUUAAAUGAAUUUUUUGGAAUCCAUCAUUCACCAAAGGCAUAGGCAUAACUUAGAUUAUAAGUGAUAAAUUAGAAUCUACUACCAAGUGUUCUUGUAGUUUUGAUCCGUAAUUGACAUUCAUGUGAUGUCAGUAAGUCCAAUAAAGUAUGCAUGAUCCAUUAAUGUGAAGACGUCUCUGAUUGAAUCUCUUUGAUUCAUCCUGUUUGUAGUUAAAACUUUUUUAUCACAUGUAAUACACGUAUUAUUUACAUUUGUAUCUGUGACUUGUAAAAG
This is a messenger RNA of Pistacia vera, 1662 nucleotides long. RefSeq lists its product as uncharacterized. The coding region runs from base 260 to 1144 and encodes 294 amino acids. NCBI's taxonomy places the organism in Eukaryota, Viridiplantae, Streptophyta, Magnoliopsida, Sapindales, Anacardiaceae. Gene Ontology annotation, biological process: transcription by RNA polymerase III. The record is from RefSeq and is a predicted model, not a curated record. The transcript is spliced from 11 exons. Gene Ontology annotation, cellular component: RNA polymerase III complex. Gene Ontology annotation, molecular function: DNA binding.